UUUCAAUGGGUUGGAAAGAAACAUGAUUACCUGAGGGAGGGAUCAUGGUUCUACGGAUGAUGUAUUGGAUAGAACAGCCUGCACUAGUGGAGCUUCCCUGACAACCCCACAUGUGAUUAAAUCCCCCUCCUCCCCUCUUCCGAGGGGUAUAUAUAUACGUUCUCUAUAUCCCUCUUUCUACCACUCUUACCAUCACAAAAAAAAAAAGCCACCUCUCUGAUUUUUCCUGCAAGACAAGGGAAACUUUUGCACCAAAAUAACUCAAUUAAGAACAACUCACAUCCAACAAAUCAUCCAUCAUGGUUAAAGCUGCUGUUCUCGGAGCCUCGGGUGGCAUUGGCCAGCCCUUGUCUCUUCUGCUGAAGACCUGCCCUCUGAUUGAUGAGCUUGCCCUCUACGAUGUCGUCAACACCCCUGGUGUUGCCGCUGACCUUUCCCACAUCUCCUCCGUCGCUAAAAUCUCCGGAUUCCUGCCCAAGGAUGAUGGCCUCAAGAACGCCCUUACCGGCACUGACAUUGUUGUGAUUCCCGCUGGCAUUCCCCGCAAGCCCGGCAUGACCCGUGACGAUCUUUUCAAGGUCAAUGCCAGCAUUGUGCGCGACCUGACCAAGGGCAUCGCCGAAUUCUGCCCCAACGCCUUCGUUUGUAUCAUCUCCAACCCCGUCAACUCCACCGUCCCCAUUGCCGCCGAGGUUCUCAAGGCCGCCGGCGUCUUCAACCCCCAGCGCCUCUUUGGCGUCACGACGCUCGACGUCGUUCGCGCGGAGACCUUCACCCAGGAAUACUCGGGCGCCAAGGACCCCUCCACCGUCCAGAUCCCCGUGGUCGGCGGUCACUCUGGCGAGACUAUCGUUCCCCUGUUCAGCAAGACUUCCCCGAGCUUCCAGAUCCCCGAGGACAAAUACGAGGCUUUGAUCAAGCGUGUCCAAUUUGGUGGUGAUGAGGUCGUCCAGGCCAAGGAUGGUGCUGGCUCCGCCACCUUGUCGAUGGCUUUCGCUGGCUUCAGAUUCGCCCAGAGCGUUAUCAAGGCCGCCAAGGGCCAGUCCGGAGUUGUCGAACCGACCUUCGUUUACUUGCCUGGUGUUCCUGGCGGUGACGCCAUUGCCAAGGCCGUUGGCGUUGAUUUCUUCUCUACUCAAGUGCAGCUCGGACCCAACGGUGCCGAGAAGGCUAUCAACAUCCUUGAAGGUGUAACCGAGAAGGAGACCCAGCUGCUGAAGGCCUGCACGGAUGGCCUCAAGGGCAACAUUGCGAAAGGCGUCGAAUUCGUCAACAGCCCCCCGCCAAAGUAAAUACACCCACCCCCCCAGCACAUCUGCACACAUGAUCCCCUUUUGCCGGCCGGUUGCUUGAUAUCGCACCUUUGGUGUCUUCGACGGAACAUACUUUUGUGGCUCCAUCGACUCGCAGAUCUCCGAUAUGGAAAGAGCCCUACUAAUCAUUAUCAUCCCGAAAGAUAGGCUUUGAAAGAAUGAAACGAAUUGCUGGAGCCCCGUGAUGAAUGAUAUCGGGUGUGCAAAAAGCAAGGAUGUAGAC
Molecule: messenger RNA, 1536 nt
Organism: Aspergillus candidus
Lineage: Eukaryota; Fungi; Ascomycota; Eurotiomycetes; Eurotiales; Aspergillaceae
Product: malate dehydrogenase
Exons: 9
Coding region: 300-1292 (330 amino acids)
Biological process (GO): tricarboxylic acid cycle; carboxylic acid metabolic process
Cellular component (GO): cytoplasm
Molecular function (GO): L-malate dehydrogenase (NAD+) activity
Source: RefSeq, a predicted model, not a curated record